This is a messenger RNA of Eriocheir sinensis (Chinese mitten crab), 1464 nucleotides long. RefSeq lists its product as uncharacterized. Lineage: Eukaryota; Metazoa; Arthropoda; Malacostraca; Decapoda; Varunidae. The transcript is spliced from 6 exons. The coding region runs from base 182 to 1102 and encodes 306 amino acids. The record is from RefSeq and is a predicted model, not a curated record.
ACGGCAACCCUCUCCCAUAGGUAAUGCACCGCAAUGAUAGCAGCGAAGGGCUCGCGGCCCUGGGCCAGUCAGUCAGUCUGCCACGGCGGUGCGGUACGAGCGUGGGAUAAGGCGCAGCGCGUAACCAGAGCAGUGACGUCUCAAAGCAUCAGGCACUGGACGCCCCACGAGUCUUCCAACCAUGGUGACCAAGGACCACGAGGGCGGCGGCGGGCAGGAUCGAGCCAAGGGUCGGGUUGUCCCUAGUUUGGUUAGCCUCACCCUGGCCAAGGUGCAGCGCAUGCUCACCUCCGCCGUUAGGAGCAGCAGUUGGCCCAAGUGUAAGCCGACGCUCACCAACGCCAUCCAAUCUCAGGUCCCGCACCACCUGCGGCAGAAACUACAGAACACGGUUCUACAUGACUGGAGGCUGUACGACACCAUCUCGCUGAGGCUGCUGGAGGUGCUGCUGUCCUCUGCCACCAGUUCCCUGCGGCUGGCACACGUCAGGGUCUUUUUCCGUGACGCCUUCCUCGGGCUCCUCCACCGCCUCACUGGCCUUCAGGAGUUCACUCUACAGGACUCAGCGUGGACGCUGAGCAGACAGCAAAUGGGCGUGAUGGUCGACGCAGUAAGCAACAUGACCAACCUGCGAGUCCUUAUCCUGCACCACUGCGGACACAACCUACUGCUGGCAGCCGCCGCCUCACACUGUCCACACUUACAGGUGGUGAGCGUGCGAGGCUCCCGGGCGGUGGACGACUCCGGGGUAUGGAGCCUGCUGACUACGCCUCCGCGACGCCCCGCCCACCCACACCACAGCCACAAGAAGACCAGCGUCCUCACGAGCUGGUACAGCGUCAUCAAGUCCCUCACCUCCAUCACGGCGGCCUUCAACUUACUAUUCACGCAGAGCGACAAGGUGCCCAUAGAGGAGCUCCCUCGGUCUCUGUCCUCGGAGGCUCUCAACAGCAAAACAGCCUUCGAAAUGAGUCCCUGCUGCACCACCCUCACCUUCGUCGACGUCCGGUGCACCAGCGUUACCACCGCGGGCGUGUGCAUCCUCAGGCAGGCGCUGCACCCCCGCGCCCACAUAGCCCACGAGGCGUAUCAGAAAUUAUGAGCACACGAACACUAUAAUGAGUCUGUGAUGCUAGCUUCUUAUCAUCUUGUCUUUUUUCCGUCCUAUGUGCAUCUUGUGUGUGUGUGUGUGUGUGUGUGUGUGUAUGUGUGUGUUCAUACGUAAAAGUGUGGUUGAUUCGAAGCCGUGUGUUUCGUCGGCCUGCCAUUCCAAGUCUAGUCGUUCGUCACCCAAACAUCAUCCUCUCAUCGCCGAAAUAUUCUGUGUCUCAUCACCUCUUACCACUUCACUUACACUCUUAACUCUACCAUCAAUCAUCGUCCGAGUCUUCCUUUGAUUUAAAUACCAUAUGCAGGGCUAAGCGUGUAUCUUUAAGUGAUACAAUAAACCAUGUUUUCAAAUAA